Molecule: messenger RNA, 1173 nt
Organism: Centropristis striata (black sea bass)
Lineage: Eukaryota; Metazoa; Chordata; Actinopteri; Perciformes; Serranidae
Gene: gja2
Product: gap junction protein, alpha 2
Exons: 1
Coding region: 1-1071 (356 amino acids)
Biological process (GO): cell communication
Cellular component (GO): connexin complex
Source: RefSeq, a predicted model, not a curated record
AUGGGGGACUGGAACUUGUUGGGGAAGCUGCUGGAGAGUGCCCAGGAACACUCCACCGUUGUGGGCAAAGUCUGGCUGACGGUGCUGUUCAUCUUCCGCAUCCUGGUGCUGGGAGCCGCUGCUGAGAAGGUUUGGGGCGACGAGCAGUCGGGCUUCACCUGCGACACCAAGCAGCCCGGUUGUCAGAACGUCUGCUACGACAAGACCUUCCCCAUCUCUCACAUCCGCUUCUGGGUGAUGCAGAUUAUCUUCGUGUCUACGCCAACUCUCAUUUAUCUGGGCCACAUCCUUCACCUGGUCCGCAUGGAGGAGAAGGAGAAAGAGAAGGAGAAAGCUCUGGCCGCCCAGAGUGAAAAGCACCAGCAGUUAGUUGGCACCAAAGCCAAGAAGAGCCCAGUUAAAGACAACCAGGGCCACGUGCGUUUGAAAGGCGCCCUGCUGAGAACCUACGUCUUCAACAUUAUUUUCAAGACCCUUUUCGAGGUUGCCUUUAUUGUAGCUCAGUACUUCCUGUACGGUUUCGAGCUAAAGCCGAUGUACACCUGCGAUCGUUGGCCUUGCCCGAACGUCGUGAACUGCUACAUCUCCCGGCCCACCGAGAAGACGGUCUUCAUUCUCUUCAUGCUGGCCGUGGCCUGCAUCUCCCUGCUGCUCAACCUGGUGGAGAUGUACCAUCUAGGCUUCACAAAGUGCCACCAGGGUCUCCGUUACAGACGCUCACAGGCUGCAGCUGAGGCUUCCAAGGCCCUGACUGAGGCGGUCAUGCCCUACGUCCCCAACUAUAACUACUUCUCUGGUCAUCCUGCAGUGCCGGAGCCUUUCCCCACUGAGGCAAAGUACAGCAUGGCAGAGCCCAACUCUGCCUACAGUCCCUACAACAGCAAAGCAGUUUACAAGCAGAACAGAGACAAUAUGGCUGUGGAGAGGAAAGGUAAAGCAGAGGGAGACGAUGUGAAGGAGAGGAAAAUCUCCAGCCCUGCUUUCGAGCUGCAGAUGGAAAACCAGCGCAGAAACAGUCAGUCGAGCAAGAACAGCACGAACAAGAGCAGGCUGGACGACCUGAAGAUCUAGGGACCUUCUGUGUUUUUAUCCCAGACUCAGGAACAACAUGCAUUAGCCUGUGAAAGUACUUGAAGGACGACAAAACUAUAGAGUGCUAAAAUCCAGAUAGAA